UAGCAAAAAUAUACAUUGUUCUUCUCGCAAUUUGCGGCCUUGGAAUCCAAGGCCGCGGUGCACCGGACUAUCCCUCCGUCUCCUUCAAUUUGUGGCGUGCCACCUGGGCCACAUACAGAGACUUCAUAGGGGCACUGCGGGAAAGAGUGACACGGGGAACCGAACCAAUAAAUGGUGUACCAGUGCUGAGACCCGCAAAUUCAGUGCCGGUUUGGGAGCGGUUCGUUCUGGUCCGUCUCAUCAAUCACGAUGGCAACAUCGUCACCUUGGCAGUGGAUGUGGUGAACCUUUAUGUGGUGGCUUUUAGCGCAAAUAGAAGAUCCUAUUUUUUCCGCAACUCUACGGAACUUCAACGCAACAAUUUAUUCGUCGACACUACUCAAACCUCGUUACCCUUCACCGUCAACUAUGGCCAAAUUGAGAAAGAGGCAGGAGUUGGCAGGCAAUCUAUCCCUCUGGGACCCACUCCCCUAGCUGAUGCCACCACAAGGUUGUGGUACGGUAGGAGCGUAGCCGAACCGCUCCUUGUGGUCAUUCAGAUGGUCUCGGAAGCGGCAAGAUUCGGACGCAUUGAGGAACUUGUCCGCAGAAGCAUAACCGAUCAAAACACUUUUACACCGCGCGGUUUGAUGCUGAGCAUGGAGAACAAAUGGUCGCCUAUGUCCUUGGAGGUCCAGCGGGCGAGAGAUGGAGUAAUCUUCUCAGGGAACGUUACUCUUCGAGAUGACAAUUACAGUCUCAUCGAAGUAGACAACUUUAAUACACUCAGUCGCUGUACCAUGGUAGCUGUUCUUCUCUGGCAAUGCAUCCCGACAACUAGUAGUAAUUAUGGCAAUAAUGCUAUAGCCACGGCCUUGCAUGCUCGCAUCAAAAGAAUGCUCGUUUUUCUUGUGGGCAAGGACUACAACAACGACGAAACGUGUACGAUACUAGAGUCCACAAGACACAUCAGUGGUCGGGAUGGAUUGUGUGUGGACGUGAGGGAUGGGCACGACAACGACGGAAAUCCCAUCCAACUGUGGCCAUGUGGACAACAGAGAAACCAACAAUGGACGUUCCACACAGAUGGAACAAUCCGGUCGAUGGGUAAAUGCAUGACUACCUACGGGUAUAGCCAUGGAGACUAUGUCAUGAUAUUCGACUGUUCUACGGCUGUUCCGGACGCCACUAAGUGGGUAGUAUCUAUUGACGGCAGCAUCACCAAUCCUCACUCUGGACUAGUCCUGACUGCUCCUGACGCUACACAGGGUACCACCUUGUUGGUAGAGAACAAUAUCCAUGCCGCUCGGCAGGGUUGGAGUGUGGGAGAACAUGUAGAGCCCACCGUUACUUUCAUUGUGGGGUAUAAGGAAAUGUGCUUGCAGGCCAACAAUGAACACAAUCAUGUAUGGUUGGAGGAUUGUGUGCUCAAUAGGCGGCAGCAACGGUGGGCACUCUAUGGUGACAGCACCAUUCGAGUAGAUACUGAUCGUAGCCUAUGCGUGACCUCCGAUGGCCAUAGCUCCAGUGAUGUCAUCAUCAUCCUUAAAUGCCAAGGGUGGGGCAACCAGCGCUGGGUAUUCAACCCCAACGGCGCCAUCUUAAACCCAAAUGCUAAAUUAGUUAUGGACGUCAAAGGAAGCGAUGUCUCUCUUCGACAAAUCAUUCUCUUUCAGCCCAAUGGAAAUCCUAACCAGCAAUGGCUGACACAAACCCACCCAGAAGCUAUGGUUUCAAGUGGAAAGACAAGCUUUAGAUAUUCUGCAUUCUAACUACAAGAAAGGAAUGAUUUCCGAGCAAGAGCUCUGGAACGGAGGUCAAACAUGGAGGUCAGGUAUGCUGAGCUCAAAAAGUUAGAGCUAUGCAGAGCUCAGAAAACCAGAGUUAGAGCUCUCCUCAAGCGAGAUAAUAAGUUGAAGCAAUGAGGAAGCAACUGGAUACUACAAAGACUUCUCAGUAUCAUUCCCUUGAGUCUAGUAGCUUAGAUCCCAAUAAUUUCAAUAUUGUUUCUUUUAUUUACUCGUCAUCAUAAAAUUGCAUCACGUUGAAAUACGCCAUCAGUUUGGCGCCGUCUGUGAAAAACGAC
Messenger RNA from Ilex paraguariensis (yerba mate), 2065 nucleotides. Lineage: Eukaryota; Viridiplantae; Streptophyta; Magnoliopsida; Aquifoliales; Aquifoliaceae. The record is from the annotation of a GenBank genome assembly.